Lathyrus sativus (Indian pea) is the source of this 843-nucleotide messenger RNA. NCBI's taxonomy places the organism in Eukaryota, Viridiplantae, Streptophyta, Magnoliopsida, Fabales, Fabaceae. The record is from the annotation of a GenBank genome assembly.
AUGGCAACAGAGAUGAAAGCAAAGUCUGGAGAAGAAGAUAACAAGUUUGAGGUUCUUCCAGAGGAAUGCAUUGCUAAUAUAUUGUUGCUAACAGAUCCAGUUGAUUCAUGUAAGUUCUCCAUUGUUUCCAAAGAUUUUUGUUCUGCCUCUGAAUCAGACAUUGUUUGGGAACACUUUCUUCCAUCUGAUUUGAUCUCAAUCAUUUCUGAAUCUCAAUCUGGAUCCUCUUUGCUCGCCACCUCUCCCUCUAAGAAGUCUCUCUAUCUCACGCUCUCUGACAAUCCAAUCAUUAUCGACAAUGGUAAAAAGAGCUUUCAGUUAGAGAAACAAAGUGGAAAAAAGAUAUACAUGCUUAGUGCUAGAGAUCUCUCCGUCACUUGGGGUGACACUCCUACCUAUUGGGAUUGGAUAACUCUACCAGAGUCCAGAUUCCAAGAGGUUGCUAGGCUACAUUAUGUGUGGUGGUUUGAAAUUUAUGGGAAAAUCAACACACGUGUUUUGUCCUCAAAUACACAAUAUGCAGCUGUUCUCGUGUUCAAGUUGAUCGAUCCCCGUCAGUUUGAUGUUAUUCCCGUGGAAUUAACUAUAGAUAAAUUUGAAGACCGCAUAUCUACAAAACAAGUUUGGUUAGAUCCAAACUAUGAUAAGGAACGAGAUGAUGAGUUAUUAGGGUUAGAGAGUCCAAAACUGAGAAGUGAUGGCUGGUUGGAGAUUGAGAUCGGAGAGUUCUUCAGUUCAGGCGAACAAGAUGAAGUCAUUCAGAUUGGUGUCCUCGAGAUAAAGGCUGGUCGUUCCAAGAGUGGUUUCAUUCUUGAAGGAAUAGAAAUAAGACCUAAGAAUUAG